Messenger RNA from Hyla sarda, 6100 nucleotides. It is a transcript of the gene TMEM245, whose product is annotated as transmembrane protein 245. The record is from RefSeq and is a predicted model, not a curated record. The coding region runs from base 88 to 2748 and encodes 886 amino acids. The transcript is spliced from 18 exons. Lineage: Eukaryota; Metazoa; Chordata; Amphibia; Anura; Hylidae.
AUCAUCUGGUAUUUAUUGGAAUGGGCGUGCACGCAUCUAGUGGGAGGGGCGUGCACAGUAGCAGCCGGGCCGCGGACGCCCUCAGACAUGGAAGAUAAUGAGGAGCCUCACCACGGCGACUCUCGCUCCUCCAGCCCCACACAUGGCUCCCGGCCUGGCACACCUACCCGGCAGGCGAGAGCCGCACAUCUGGCCGACACCCCCGCAGCUCCCAGGCAGCCCGCACAAAGUUCGUCCCGCAGCCCUCCCUCCCUGCUCCAGCUGCCCACGGGGCUGCCCCUCCGUUUUGACCGGAACAUCAAGCAGGCUUUCUACAACACGGGAGCGCUGCUGUUCGCGGCCGGGUGCUGCGGGGCGGCCGUGCUGGUCUACUUCAUCCUGGAGGCCUUCCUGCGGCCGCUGCUGUGGGCCGCCCUGUGCGGCACCUUCCUUCACCCCUUCAAGCACUCGCUGACCGGAGUGUGCCGCCGCUGGCUGUGCCGCCUCCAGAGACAGGGUUCGCCCAUAGUCCUGGCCACCCUGCUGCUGCCCGUCAGCUUUGUUAACCACAGCAUGGAGGCCCUUGGGGAGUUUGUUGCCCGCAGGCUGCGGGUGCUGGUGCCCGUUUUGGCCGGGGCCCCCCUCCUGUACCUGCUCUACCUGGCCGGAAGUUACCUCGGGGUGCGGGAGCUGCUUGCCAACGUGUGCGGUGUGAUCUGCGGGGCUCUGGACUACUUCAGCACUCUGUGGAUUUGGACGCUGGUCAUCGGCUAUGCUCUGGCCGUUGCAUUUAAGUGGAAUCCAGAAACUCAGCGCUACCUUAUUGCCUUUUCAGUUCCUGUGUGGCUCAUACUACUCUUCCAUUUGGCAUCUGUUGCUGGGUCUUGGAAGAUUCCAGUUUUUGUCAUUAUUGUGUUCCUGAUGACAGUAGGUACCCUACAUGAGAAGCAGGCAGCACAGGGUUCUUCAGCCACAGUACUUCCUGGUCAAGUGAUAACCAUUGCAGCUUCAACUAUUGCCAUGGCAAUUUCCAUCACAGGUUUUGAAGAACAUCAGGAAGAGCUGACCACAGCACACCGUCCAGCAGAGUCUGUUACAAGUGAAACACCGACUACACCGAUUUCCUCUUCAAUUGGAAGGCAAAGGAAUGAAGUUGGGGCAUUUCUUAAAAAAAAGAAAACCAGUGACAUCUAUUUUGUUUUACUUGUGUGGGCAAUAGCCAUUGUCCAGCUAUGGCUGCAUCUAUGGAUCAUACAGCUCCUUCCAGUACCAAUUGCCGUUUUUGCAGUUAAAAAGCUUGUGAUCCACUUUGGAGUCAUUGGUUUUUUGGGGAAUCGUUUUGCCUCCUGGUGGGAAGUAAUAGAAAAAUUUCUGAGUGAACGAAAGGAAGCUUUGGCUCCUAGACCCAUUCGAGGACUGGGAAACUUUGUUCUGAAAGUUGACAGUAAGAUGUGGCAUUGGCUUAAUGAGCAGAUGAUAAUUUGGUUGGAGAAAACACUUGACAAAAUGAUAAGCAUUUUCAUUAUAUUCCUGCUUGUCAUCGGCACGCUGCUUCUAGCCUUACUCCUAACAGCAAAGGUGCACGAGGAAAGCGUGCAUAUAAUUGCAGUGACCAGCAAUCUAAUCAAUGAGACGGUCUCUAAUCAUCCAGAAUGGGCAAAUUGGCUUCCUGAAGCACAAGUUAUCCAAAAGGCUCUUAACUCUGCUGCUAACAAUGUAUAUCAGUACGGCAGAGAAUGGAUCACCCAUAAGCUACACAAGGUACUAGGGGAAAAAGUAAAUAAUACAGCUAUUAUUGAGAAGCAAGUGCUAGAGCUUUGGGACAGACUGUACCACUCCUGGAUCACAAAGAAUGUGACUCAUUCAAGCAGGAACAAGGGGCAAAAGUUGACUGUACAACGUCAAAACAGUUGGAUGGGGGAUAUUUUGGACUGGCAAGAUAUUGCAUCUUUUAUUCAUGAGAACAUUGAAACCUUUCUAUCGAUAUUGGAAUCCCUCUGGAUUGUGAUGAGUCGCAAUUUAAGUUUGCUUUUUACCACUGUAACAACACUCUUUACAGUCAUCAUCUACAGUGGCACGACACUUCUAAAUUUCGUCCUGUCUUUGGUGAUUUUUCUUACAACAUUGUUCUAUCUCCUGAGCUCCAGUGAUGAGUACUACAAGCCAGUGAAAUGGGUUAUAAGUCUUACACCUCUUUCUCAGCCUGGCCCAUCUUCCAAUAUAAUUGGACAGUCGGUAGAAGAGGCAAUAAGGGGUGUAUUUGAUGCUUCUCUAAAAAUGGCUUGCUUCUAUGGAUUAUAUACUUGGCUUACGCAUACAGUCUUUGGGAUAAACAUUAUCUUUAUACCUUCUGCCCUGGCAGCAAUUCUUGGAGCAGUGCCAUUUCUGGGGACCUACUGGGCUGCUAUACCUGCUGUUUUGGACCUGUGGUUUUCUCAAGGUGAAAGCUGUAAAGCUAUAUUGCUUCUUGUGUGCCAUUUGCUGCCAACGUAUUGUGUCGACACUGCUAUCUACUCUGAUAUAUCUGGGGGUGGUCAUCCUUACUUGACUGGCCUGGCAGUGGCUGGAGGUGCAUACUAUUUAGGACUAGAAGGAGCAAUCAUCGGACCUAUUCUUCUCUGUAUCCUUGUUGUUGCUUCUAAUAUUUACAGUGCAAUGCUAGUAAGCCCGACCUCUACUUUACCCACUCCAUCUACAACUCCGUGGCCUUUGCAUAUUAAUCGGCCAUUUAAAGAGCAUCUACAAGAGAUGAAGCAAGCGUCAGUGUGACAAAAGACAAUCUUGAUACUAUCUACAAAGUGGUGGCAUUUUUGUACCUUUCAUCGACCUUUAUGGAAAUGACUGUACCAUGUAGCCACCUAGGGAUUAGUUCUUUAUGUGAAAAUAGCAGUUUCUAAAAGUACAUUUAAGGUUGUGUUCACAUUUGCGUUAAAGGUUUAUUUUGGAGCAUCCAUGUCAAAUUCGGUCUAAAAGUCUGGACAUAAUAUUGCAGCAUACAGUAUUAUUUUUUGUGGUAACAUGAUGGAACUGUGACAGAUACAUACAGUAUAUAAACCAUAUGAAAUGUAACAGGCUUAGCUUGGUAACAGGAAUAAAUAAAUUAACCAUGAGGUAUUACUCACAGAAUACUACAAACUAUUCUUCUCUCAGUUUUAAGGUUUUCAAACACUUUACAAACGUCAUUUAGUCCCGUGCACUCAAGUGUUUCUAAUCCAGUAUACCUCCCUUUGCAACCCACUCUUCCUUUUGAGUUCCUCAUUCACCUUGAUAGAAACCUCCUCAGUGACCUGACAUCUCAAAUGCACUACUGUAGGUCCAGUAUCGGCAAAGUGACGUUCAACAGAGGUCCUUCAAAUCUGCUCUGUCUUCAUUGGCACGCUAGGUACAUUGUAAAUUUCAUGUUAUAAGCCUUAUAUUCAGACUGUUGUGUUUUUGUAGACCUAGCAGUUUUUCUGUAUAUGUUUUGCCACAAGGGCAUUUCAGAAUAUAUAUGACAUUUUAAUUAGACAAUAUGAAACCCUCCUGUACAUAUUUUUUGGCCGUUUGUAGGGUGACAUAUAAAAUUACUUUUAAUAAUAUUGUUACAUUGAAUGUAUGGUAAAUAUGUCCCAUUUCUACAUGCCCAAAAAAAAGUGUCUGUUUUUUUUUAUUAUUGCAAUAUCACCUCUGAUUCCUCUAUCCUCAAUAGAAUUUCCUUUCUUGUAUGAACAUAGAGGACUCAGUUGAAAUCAGUUUUUAAUAAGUUCCUAUAUUUGCAAAUAGUAUGUUUAAUUAAACCAUAACGUUUAUCAUAAGCAUCUGGAUACUUGAUGCGGUUAUUGCUGUUUCUGCUCCUUGUGUGUUAGAGGCUGGCACAAACAAAUUUGGGCAAACCAUGAAAUACUUUUUUUAUGCAACAUCUUAUUUUUAUCGGUGGGCUUUGCAUACAAUAGUAUCAAAGCCACCUUCCGCUUUACAAACCUCAAUAUAAAAAAAAUACCACCUCAAAGUGAACUUGUCUCAUCAAUUGAACACAUGUUUAAAUGCUUCACAAAAUCAAGGAGAGAUGGUCAUCACCAGAGCAGUGCAUGAACACGCCAUACGGACAACGUGUCAAAAACCCCAGAAACAAAAAUAUAAUUCUCAAACAAUGGCAUGACGGCAUUAGCAAAACAUACAGUCUUUCCCCCAAAAUAAAACCUAUUGUUCCUUUUGCAUUCUGGCUAAAUAUAAGGCCUCCCCCCGAAGUAAGGCCCCCUGAAUAUAAGGCCACUACAGGGUAGCGUCAGGACUAUGCAGUAGCCGCAUUUGAUCUGACUUGAAUAAACAGAGAAAAGAAUAAAGAGAGAGAACUGUUUAUUAUGGUCUUUGAGUUAUACUUCAUGGUUAAUUUAUUUAUUCCUGUUGCCUAAGCUAAUCCUGCUACAUUCCCUAUGGUUUAUGUAUGCAUCGAGACUAGUAGAGCUCUGAUCCUAGGGUUCGAAGGUAUUGGACAGUUAGCAUAUGGUGAACUGUAAUUGUUUUUCAUUGGAAAUCUGACAGACCCCAGUAAAGUCAGUAGGUUCCUUCAUGCGACUUAGAUGAUCCAGCUCCACCACAAACUUUGUCGAUGUGUUCCUGUGACAGAGCAGAACAAUGUAAAUGCUCAAUGUAGGUGUGACCAUAGCCUUAAAGCAUUCAUUGCAAAAACAUACUUGUUGACUGAAUGAAAGAAAACCUCCAAAAGCCUUACAAUGUUUGAAACAAAUUUCUAGUAGCUAUUCACAAAGUCAGUAAUAGUAGAUCUAGUUGAAGGAGUUAUCUCCUCAAGACAACCAGUUAUCUAAGAAGCAUUUAUCGUUAUGGAAGUUUUGUCUGACCACACACGUACAUGGUAAUAUUACAUGGCCUAGUCCACCCAAGCUGGAGUCACGAUUGCUCUGCUGUAGUUUAUUGAGAGGGGUAUAGAUUAGGAUACUUCUACCUAUUACAUGGCUUGUCUUGAUGAGAAAAUCACUUUAUAGGUAAUAUAUCGUACCUUUCAUACUGCCCUCUCUGUAUGCAUGUUUGCUUCUGGUGUGGCAUAGUAUAGUUGCAAUGCCCUGUAAGCAUGGAGUCUUAACGCAUUCAUGAGCUAUGUACACCCCUUGCCCAGCAGCUACUAAUACAUAGUUUUCUCCCUAGUACUGUGCAUGGGGAAAAACUGUUAGUCAGAGGCAGAAGGGUGCAAAAGUAUAUAUCCUAAAACUCAACAAAUACACUGCCCAGAUCUGUGUGCCUAUUCCUAAGACUUGGUUCACAAUUCCAUUAUGCUAGGUCCCGUUCGGCCCUUUUUUUUUGUGCCGAUCGGCUCCAAAAUGGGUUGGAGCACAGCUGAUUCCACUGGGUCCUGACAGAUCCAAUUGACUUGAAUGGGGUCCAUGAGGGAUCUGGUAGUUUACCAUAUUUAGUGGGGAAAAAAAUAGUGCAUGCACAAUUUUUUUUUUUCUCUGAUAAACUCUCAUCAUUGGACGGACUUGCCGGCGGAGCUCCAUAUAGCAGAGCCCCACAACAGUGUGGAUCUAGGCUAACUACAUGCUACUGUUAGAGAGGGGGCAGUAUGAAGUAGGUGACAUAUUUGCUUUAUUGAAGGAAUAAACAUAUUCAUUGAGGUAGUAUAAUGGACUACUGCUUUUUCAUUUUACACAGCUGAAAGAGAAAUUUAGUGUUUUAUCUGUUUUUACUUGUUAGCAAUACACAAAAGUGUAUAGUUUAAGGACUAAACUGUUUUACCAAAAGUGAAUUAUAUUUUAUCUAAUGCUGGCUUUUUCUUUAAGGAAAAAGCCAUCUUCAGUGGCCAACUCUCUGUUUGCACUUUAUGCAUAUUUAAAAAUGCAAAUAUGUUUGAUAAUAUGUGUGUUCAGCACAUGUUUUGUAUAUGUAGGUUGUAUUUUAUUGUUCAAUGAGCAUCGAUACAGUUUGUGCAGUUGAGGGUAAUGCUUGGCAAUGACCUGAAUUUUUCUUCCAAAAUGAGGAGAGCACAUUGCCAUAGUAACUUAUUGUGUUAGGUAAAAAAAAAUAACAUCAGGUAUUGCAAUAUCUCUGCCUUUGUAUUAUUUAGAAAUAGAAAUUGUAAUCCUAUUUUUACUAUCCCAAAAUAAAACUUUGAACACUGGCUAUAUAA